AUGUCUAACAAAGAUUACUAUCAGCAGGGCGGUUCAGGACCUUACAACACCCCUCCAGGACCACCACCAGGGCAAUACUAUCCUCCCCAAGGGCCACCACCACAAGGCGGAUACUACCCACAGCAACCACCGCAGGCUUAUCAGCCCGGUCCUUACCAACCUCAACCUCAGCCACAAACAGUUUACGUACAGGGGCCGCCUCAGAAAUCGACUAACGACGGGACAUGUAUGGCUUGCCUCGCUGGUAUAUGUAAGUGCCGUGUGGCCCGACGUGUGAAUAUUCUGAUGGUGUAA
Molecule: messenger RNA, 294 nt
Organism: Cantharellus anzutake
Lineage: Eukaryota; Fungi; Basidiomycota; Agaricomycetes; Cantharellales; Hydnaceae
Exons: 8
Coding region: 1-294 (97 amino acids)
Source: RefSeq, a predicted model, not a curated record